AAAUAUAAAUUUUACAAAUAGUAUUUCGAAAAUAUUGAAUUUUUCUUCAGAAUGUUCAAUCGGAAUUUAAAUAUGAUUUUUUUAUUCGUUAUAAUUCUUUGUUGGAGUGGAAAAGCAGAGGAGAGUGAAAAUAAACCGAGAAUUGUACGAAGAAUGAUUGGUGGUAAGCGAGUUGAAAUUGAGGAUUAUCCAUACAUGAUUGCCAUUUUCAAUCAAAGAAUCCAAGGACGCUUUUCUGGCGAUUUUCUAGCAACAUUCACAUUGAUAACAACGAGAACUGCACUAGGAGUUGCUCAUGUUGUAACUAACUACACAAUUGAAGGAUUGUACGGGACAGUAGGACACAAAGAUAAAUACUUUGGAAGGAAAGUGUAUUUUACGAAAAAAGUUCAACAUCCGAACUUUGUUGGAGACUUAUUUCAUUACGAUAUCGCCCUCUUAAUAAUAAAAGACGUUGUUUCUAAAGUCGCCACUUCUGUUCUUCCUUCGUUUGUACAUCCGAUCGCUCUUCCGCACAAAAAUAGAGAUUGCCCUUCAUCUAGAACAUUGAUAAUUGGAUGGGGAAGAACUGGUACAGGUAUGCAAGAUACGACACAUUAUCUCCACGCGGCUGAUGUCAAUGUCAUCAAAGUUAGCGACACUCCCUACAAAGGAAAUCCGAUGUACGAAUCCAAAUCACUAAUUCUCACACGUAAACAAGGUGUUUCCACAAUGAUAUGGUUGACCAGGUAACACAAGACCUUAUGUGUGUUCUUCAAAAGAAAAGACUCUGAAUCCAUCACGAGGAUCCCGACCAUCGAUUGGUCCGUGUAGGAUAUAUAUAUGUAAAAUACAAUGAAUAAGAGAUGGUUUUAGCGGCGAUUUUAGAAGUGUGAGGAAUAGCGCAGAUAGAACGACAACGAUAGAGCAUUCCUACUCAAGAGACAACGUGUUCUCCGACUAUGGUAUCGAGAUACCGAGAUGAUCGAACUCUUAAUUUCUGUUGUAUUUCGCGAUUUGGAAAUCGGGAUCAGUAAUUACACUAGUAGUAAUAACAACCUGAUGGUAUCGAAAAUUUUGGCUA
Molecule: messenger RNA, 1063 nt
Organism: Centruroides sculpturatus (bark scorpion)
Lineage: Eukaryota; Metazoa; Arthropoda; Arachnida; Scorpiones; Buthidae
Product: trypsin 3A1-like
Exons: 7
Coding region: 52-732 (226 amino acids)
Biological process (GO): proteolysis
Molecular function (GO): serine-type endopeptidase activity
Source: RefSeq, a predicted model, not a curated record